AUGCAUGUCGCGCUGAUCGGGCCGGGUGAACGCCUCGAAGGUGCAGCUCACCAGCACGCAACAAACUACGACUUUGUGCUGUGUUUCUACGGCAAAUUGACGAAGUUCAUCCGCAUCGGCAUCGCGGAUAAAAAUGACAACCCGCCGUACUUCGACAAGGCGCUGUACGAGGCGGAGGUGGACGAGAAUGAGGACAUCCAGCACACGGUGCUCACCGUCACCGCCAAGGACCACGACGAGUCGUCCCGUAUUCGAUAUGAGAUCACGAGCGGGAACAUAGGUGGAUCCUUCGCCGUGAAGAACAUGACGGGCGCCAUCUACGUGGCGGGCCCGCUGGACUACGAGACGAGGAAGAGGUAUGACUUGACGCUGGUGGCAUCGGACAGCCUGAACGAGCAGUCGACGAGGGUGGUGAUCCACGUGAAUGAUGUGAAUGACCUGCCGCCUGUGUUCAACACCACCCAGUACUCGGCCGUCAUGCAAGAGGAGUUCCCCGGCCCGCACCCGUACCGGCUACUGCAGGUGACAGCCACUGAUGGCGACAGGGAUCGACCACAAAAUAUUGUGUACUUUUUGACGGGUCAAGGUAUUGACCCUGAUAAUCCAGCCAACAGCAAAUUUGACAUAAACAGGACAACUGGGGAAAUAUUUGUUCUCAAGCCCCUGGACAGAGACCAGCCAAAUGGACGCCCUCAAUGGAGGUUUACAGUAUUUGCUCAAGAUGAGGGUGGUGAAGGUCUUGUUGGAUAUGCUGAUGUACAAGUCAACUUGAAAGACAUUAAUGACAAUGCACCAGUGUUCCCUCAGGGAAUUUAUUUCGGAAAUGUAACAGAAAAUGGAACUGCAGGAAUGGUUGUCAUGACAAUGACUGCAGUGGAUUAUGACGACCCAAAUGAAGGAUCUAAUGCCAGGCUUAUAUACUCCAUUGAGAAGAAUGUUAUAGAAGAGGAAACUGGUUCUCCAAUAUUUGAAAUAGAAUCAGAGACUGGUGUAAUCAAGACAGCUGUAUGUUGCCUUGAUCGUGAACGAACUCCAGAUUAUUCCAUCCAGGUGGUGGCCAUGGAUGGAGGAGGGUUAAAAGGGACUGGAACAGCGUCCAUAAGAGUUAAAGAUAUAAAUGACAUGCCUCCACAAUUCACAAAAGAUGAAUGGUUCACUGAAGUAGACGAGACUGAUGAGACAAACCUUCCUGAGACUCCUAUUCUUACUGUGACUGUGCAUGAUGAAGAUGAAACAAAUAAAUUCCAGUAUAAGGUUCUUGAAAAUAGUGGCUAUGGUGCUGACAAAUUUACAAUGGUGAGGAAUAAUGAUGGAACAGGUUCACUGAAAAUUGUUCAACCACUUGAUUAUGAGGAUCAGAUGCAGAGCAAUGGUUUUAGGUUUAGAAUACAAGUCAAUGAUAAGGGUGAAGAUAAUGACAAUGAUAAAUACCAUGUGGCCUACUCAUGGGUUGUUGUCAGGUUAAGAGAUAUUAAUGACAAUAAACCUCAAUUUGAACGUCCCAAUAUUGAAGUUUCAGUGUAUGAAAAUGCUGAACUGGGAAAAAGCUUAGAAACCUUCAAGGCAACAGACCCUGACCAAGGAGGAAAGAGCAAAGUGAAAUACGCAAUAGACCGCACUUCAGAUCGUAAACGACAGUUUGCCAUCAGUCAAGAUGGUAUUGUGUCAAUUCAGAGGAAUCUUGACAGAGAAGAAACACCACGACAUCAAGUUAAAGUUCUCGCAAUUGAUGAUGGCGUUCCCCCAAAGACAGCAACAGCUACAUUAACUGUAAUUGUUCAGGACAUAAAUGAUAAUGCCCCUACAUUUCUGAGAGAUUAUAGACCUGUACUUCCUGAACAUGUUCCUCCCCGAAAAGUUGUAGAAAUACUGGCAACUGAUGAUGAUGACAGGUCAAAGAGUAAUGGGCCUCCUUUUACAUUCCGGAUGGACCCCAAUGCAGAUGAUGUUAUACGAGCAUCCUUCAAAGUCGAACAUGAUCAGAAGGGUGCUAAUGGUGAUGGCAUGGCAGUUGUCUCAUCCCUUCGAUCAUUUGACCGAGAGCAGCAGAAAGAAUAUUUGAUUCCAAUUGUAAUAAAGGAUUCUGGAAAUCCUGCCAUGUCAGGGACCAGCACACUAACUGUUGUCAUUGGAGAUGUUAAUGAUAACAAAAUGCAGCCAGGCUCCAAAGAUAUAUUUGUAUAUAAUUAUAUGGGUCAAGCACCAGAUACAGAAAUUGGAAGGGUUUAUGUGUAUGAUCUGGAUGACUGGGAUUUACCAGACAAAAAGUUUUACUGGGAAGGUGCUGAACAUCCAAGAUUUAAACUUAAUGGAGAUACCGGAAUGAUAACAAUGCGUCAUGGAACACAAGACGGGAGGUAUAACUUGCGAUUCAAAGUAUAUGACAGAAAACACACUCAAACAGAUGUGCAGGCAAAUGUGACUGUGACUGUACGAGAAAUACCUCACGAAGCUGUUAUAAAUUCAGGGUCUGUUCGAAUUGCAGGAUUAUCAGAUGAAGAUUUUGUAAGAGUUUGGGAUUACAGAACACAGAGUCUUCAACGUAGCAAAGCUGAUCGUUUCCGCGAUAAACUUGCUGAACUUCUGGAAACAGAAAGAGAAAAUGUAGAUGUUUUCAGUGUUCAGCUCCGUAAAAAGCAUCCACCAAUUACAGACAUCAGAUUUUCUGCUCAUGGAUCACCUUAUUACAAGCCUGUGAGACUGAAUGGCCUAGUUCUAAUGCACAGAGAAGAGAUUGAGAAGGAUGUUGGAAUCAAUAUAACUAUGGUUGGUAUAGACGAGUGCCUUUAUGAAAAUGUUAUGUGUGAAGGGAGUUGUACAAAUGUGUUGGAUAUUAGUAACCUUCCUUACAUGGUUAAUGCUAAUAAAACAUCACUAGUUGGUGUUCGAGUAGAUGUUAUAGCUGAAUGCACAUGUGGUGCCCGAAAUUUUACCAAAGGAGAAAAUUGCCGGACAAGCCCUUGCUACAAUGGUGGUCGUUGCAUGGAGCGUAAAUAUGGACUGAGUUGCUCUUGUCCCAGUGGUUACAAUGGACCAAGAUGUCAGCAGACUUCACGUAGUUUCAGGGGGAAUGGUUGGGCAUGGUAUCCUCCACUUGAAAUGUGUGACAAUUCCCAUCUGAGUCUUGAAUUUAUUACUAAGAAAAAAGAUGGGAUGCUGUUGUAUAACGGACCAAUAGUGCCUCCUGAGACUAAUGAAGUUUUAGUGUCAGAUUUUAUUUCACUGGAGCUUGAAGGUGGAAUGCCAAAGCUGUUCAUUAAUUUUGGUUCAGGAACAUUGGAGUUGAGAGUUAAAACAAAAAAGACAUUAGAUGAUGGAGAAUGGCAUAAUAUUGAUAUUUUCUGGGAUACAGAGACUGUACGUUUGGUGGUGGAUUACUGCAAAUCAGCUGAUGUAGUAGAGCUGGAGGAUGGGACACCACCAGAAUUUGAUGAUUCUAGCUGCCAAGCACAUGGAACAGUGCCACAAUUCAAUGAGUACCUAAAUGUCAACGCUCCUUUACAGAUUGGUGGUUGGUAUGUGCAAAAUUUUGAAGCAGAACUAUAUGAAUGGACAACAUUACCAUCAGGCAAGGGUUUCGAUGGAUGUAUCAAAAAUGUGUUUCACAACAGUAAGCUGUAUGAUCUAGCACACCCAGGACUCUUUCGGAACAGUGUCGCAGGCUGUCCUCAAACAGAAGCGCUAUGUGAAGCACAAGAUGCAACUACUCGUUGCUGGGAACAUGGUUCUUGUGUGGGUAGCUUUUCACAAGCCCGCUGUAAAUGUGAACCAGGAUGGACAGGACCUAGUUGUACUGUUCCAACUAUACCUGCAACUUUCAGAACUCAGAGUUAUGUGAAAUAUGCUCUCUCUUUUGAGCCUGACCGUUUCACCACACAGGUGCAGUUACGGUUUCGCACUAGAGAGGAACGUGGUGAACUAUUCAGAGUUAGUGAUCAGCACAAUCGGGAGUAUGGUAUCCUUGAGAUAAAAGACAGUCGACUUCACUUCCGAUAUAACCUUAAUAGUCUGCGGACAGAAGAAAGGGAUAUCUGGCUAAGUGCAGUCACUGUGGAUGAUGGGCAAUGGCACACAGCGAAGGUCUCCCGGUAUGGUUCAGCAGCUACACUUGAGCUUGAUGGUGGAGAAGGGCGAAGAUACAAUGAAACAUUUAUAUUUGAAGGGCAUCAGUUACUUCUGGUGGACAAGCAAGAAGGUGUCUAUGCUGGUGGAAAAGCUGAAUACACAGGUGUACGAACAUUUGAGGUUUAUGAUGAUUAUCAGAAAGGUUGUUUGGAUGACAUUCGACUAGAAGGCAAGCACCUUCCUCUUCCUCCAGCAAUGAACGGAACACAGUGGGGACAAGCAACAAUGGCACGGAAUCUGGAACGUAAUUGUCCAUCAAAUAAUCCCUGUGCAAAUGUUUUGUGCCCAGAUCCAUUUGAAUGUGUUGACUUGUGGAAUGACUAUGAAUGCACCUGUGGAGAAGGGAAGAUUGUGGCCCCUGACCAGAAAGGUUGUGCUGAUAAGAAUGAGUGCUUGGAUAUGCCUUGUCAGAAUGGUGGCUCAUGCAUCAAUGAAGAGCCUAAACUUCGUUACCGUUGCUCGUGUCCCGAGGGCUUCUGGGGGGAAAACUGCGAGUUGGUGCAGGAAGGGAGGACGCUCAAGAUUAGCAUGGGGGCACUUGCAGCCUUCUUAGUCUGUCUUCUCAUCAUCCUUAUACUGGUACUUGUGUUUGUCGUAUACAAUCGCCGACGUGAAGCUCGUAUCAAGUAUCCUGAACCAGACGAUGAUGUGAGAGAAAAUAUUAUUAAUUAUGAUGAUGAAGGUGGUGGUGAAGAUGAUAUGACAGCAUUUGAUAUUACACCUCUUCAAAUACCAAUUGGUGGACCCAUUCCAGAUAUGCAACCAAAACUUACAUUUCCUCCACUGGGCCCAGAGCCAAACAUAGGAGUGUUUAUAGAAGAACAUAAGAAGAGAGCUGAUGCUGACCCAAAUGCUCCACCAUUUGAUGAUCUAAGAAAUUAUGCAUAUGAGGGUGGUGGAAGUACUGCAGGGUCCUUGUCUUCUUUAGCUUCUGGUACAGAUGAUAAUGAACAAGAUUUUGACUACCUCGGAACCUGGGGUCCACGAUUUGACAAACUAGCAGACAUGUAUGGUCAGGAAGGGGAAGAAAGUGAGGAGGAUGAAGAACAGUAA
Molecule: messenger RNA, 5178 nt
Organism: Schistocerca serialis cubense
Lineage: Eukaryota; Metazoa; Arthropoda; Insecta; Orthoptera; Acrididae
Product: neural-cadherin-like
Exons: 27
Coding region: 1-5178 (1725 amino acids)
Biological process (GO): homophilic cell-cell adhesion
Cellular component (GO): catenin complex; plasma membrane
Molecular function (GO): cadherin binding; calcium ion binding
Source: RefSeq, a predicted model, not a curated record